CUCCCAUGACAAUAAAAUUUUCUCCAUACCAAAGUUGCAGUUCUAUGCAUGCAGUCAUUGAAGGGUAAGAUUUUUCUCACAUUAUCAUUUAAGAAGAGUUGUGGUCAUCAUCAUCACACAGAUAAUUGCUGGUGUCGUUUUGUGUUGAAAAAUUGCACAUUUUACUAUUCUUCCAGUGCCAAUUACUGACCCUGUACAACUAAUCUCAAGGAUAGAUUUUUAAUUGGCAGGUUAGAGACUGGGGAAUAUAGUCUGGUAUGUAUCUCCAAUUCUCUGUAACAGGUUAACUUCUUAAGAGUCAAAUUAUAGCAAUAUAAUUCAUCUUUCUUUAAAUUUAAAACUGUUGCAGAAAAUUAUAUGUUGGUUUCUUUACAUUAAGUACUUGACCAAUUAGAGAGAGAGCUCAAUGAUCCUCAGCAUUAUUUCUUUUCCCCCAUUUUGUCACAUUAUGCCCAUAAAACAAAUCUAGCAUGGUUUGUUUUUCGUCCAAACAUUGGUGUUUAUAUUUCACUUUGAACUCUUACGAUCCUUCCAAAAAAAAAAAGAGACAAAAAUCCACAGGAACUUAGUAGAACUAUUAACUAUAGUAACCCCAACUGUACAGAGUUUCACGGUCCAAUACAAUUAGGGAACAGAGUGAUAGGGGGCCCCAUUAUUAAGAGUGCAAUAAAUAGUUAAACAAUUCCACGUUAGAUGGAAACUAAAGUAGGAGUUGAGAGAGAGAGUUUGAGUUUUGUGUUUUGGUCCAUGUCUUUUGUUUGUUGAAGAAAUAAGAGCCGUCAGAUUUGUCUACAUCGAGAUUACAACAACAAUCCAAAUAAGGUGGCCACGUGUAAGGGAGCAUCAACAUGGAGCUUAAACUUAAAACGUAUUGGAUUCCAUUAUUCAAACAGAGAGUGACGUUGAUAUAUCAGUGCAUGCAAGGUAAAAGGAAUGGGUUUUGUGAAAAGUGACAAAUUGCAUGAGAUUGGCGGUGGGAUUGGGAAGAGAUAGACAAGAGAGCAGCAAGGACCAUUGGCUAAUGGCUACUGGUGCUUAAUUUUGCCCCAUAACUAUUUAUAGAAAAGCAGAGGAUUGUAGCAGUAUAAAUAAGCUCAUCUCAAGGCAAAAAAGAAAAGAAAAAAAAAAAGAAAAAGAAAAGAAAACCACUACUGAGUUCCAGACACAAGUGGGUGUGUGAUGUGAAGACUGACUUUAGCUUUAAAGUCCCCCCCAAUCCACAUUGGCCAUUGAAGGUAUCACAAACCCUGAUCAUCUCUUUAAAAGCUUACCUCUUACUCUGACAUAACUGAUGACUUAUAUUGAUUCCACACACACUAUAUAAAUGUAGUAAUAUUUAAAUAAAAAUAAACCACUCACUUACAACUUUCUUAAAUGUGAAAAAUGAAGGGACCACUCUACUCCUAUUAAUCACACUGAUCUUCAUUUAUAAGGUGGUAACAGAGUGUUUUGCCACUUACAAGAGUAGUGAUUAGAUAGGGAAAGAAUAAGUGGUGGAUAUACAUGUAUUUAGUCAUUAAUGACAUUAAAAAUUAUAUAAUAAAACGUUAGAAAUGGAAUUUAAAAAACCGUGUAAAGCCCCUGAAAAAAAAAAAAGGAAAAUGUAAUUGUCAGAGAGAUAAGUGGGGAAACUAUAUAUAAUCCAAUACUUCCUAUGCAGCCUGUUGUGGAGUGAUUGGUGAGAAGUUUUUAUUCGGAUUGGAAAGUGAAAUUUCUCUCUCUUUUUCCUCUUCUUCUUAUCUUUUUCUUUUUUCUGUUUCCAACCCAAAAGCCCAUACAUCUCUUUAACUCGAAAUACUCUAUUUAAUAAUUAUACUUAACUUGCCAAGACUUCACAUUUUCCAACUCUUUUACAAACCUUCUGAACUACCCUUUUUAUCUACACUUUUUGAUCAGUUCAAAGGCCAAACUUCCAACCCAAUCUCUACACCUAUUCCCCAAAAACUAUGGAAGAUGAAGAGAAAUCAAUCCAAGUUAGAGGAAGCAAUGUAGAAGACACAACAUCAAGAGUGUUCCCCUGUUUGUUCUGUACAAGAAAGUUUUACAGUUCUCAAGCUUUAGGGGGUCAUCAAAAUGCUCACAAAAAAGAAAGAACAGCAGCUAGAAAAGCCAAAAGAGCAUCUGAAUACACCCCAUUAAACUUCUCUUCACACCCUCAACAAACCAUGGUUUUUGCUCCAAAUCAUCAUAUGGGCCAUUUUCAUCAUCAUCAUCAUUCUCCUCCAAUGUAUAUAAAUGCUCAUGCCUCUAACUUUCGCUAUUUCCCAACUACAACUACUAAUAAUCACAACACUACUACUACUACUACUGCUCAUCAAUUCGGGUCAAAUGGAGCACCAAAGUUUGAGAAUUUCGUCUAUUAUGGUGGGAGUUAUCCAUGUGAAGAAGAUGAAAAAAGCUUCUUGAAUUGGCAGAGAAGUAUAAGAUAUAAUGGCUUUGGUGGAGUUGGGUCAUCUCAAAAUGGAUCUCAAGUGAUGAAUCAUAGUAUCAUUAGUCAUAAUAAUAAUAAUAUUGUCAAUUGUGAUAAGGGUAAAGAUCCAAAACUUGAUCUUUCUCUUCAUUUAUAGAUUAAUGGUUGGUAUAGUAUUAUUAGUAUGGUUAGAAAGUUGAGAAUUUUGCCUUACUUGAAUGGAGAGAUGAUGAGUAUGAAAUAAUAAGCAUUCUUUUUCUUUUUCUUUUUUUAGUUUUGGGACAUUUUAUUGUUUUGUUUUUGUGAUCAAUCUUCUUGUUUUGUUGCAAAGAUUAAUGAUUGUUUUGUUUAUUUCA
Molecule: messenger RNA, 2766 nt
Organism: Cannabis sativa
Lineage: Eukaryota; Viridiplantae; Streptophyta; Magnoliopsida; Rosales; Cannabaceae
Product: protein LATE FLOWERING
Exons: 2
Coding region: 1947-2567 (206 amino acids)
Molecular function (GO): DNA-binding transcription factor activity
Source: RefSeq, a predicted model, not a curated record